Molecule: messenger RNA, 2235 nt
Organism: Ectocarpus sp. CCAP 1310/34
Lineage: Eukaryota; Phaeophyceae; Ectocarpales; Ectocarpaceae
Source: the annotation of a GenBank genome assembly
AUGUACAUGUCUACAUGUUGGAGCGCACGAAGACACGAGCNGAAUGAAACACUGCUCAACGCACACAUGUGUAUCGCCGUCCUUGCAUCCUACAGCAGCUGCCAUGGGCACGCCUGCAACUGUCACAACAUGCAGCAUGUGUUGAUUUAGAGCAUGUACUACUGUACCUACAGCAAAUGUUGCUUCCUCUUGUAGCAAAAUGAGGAGAUAUGCUACAUAGAAAAGAGACGUACAAGUAUGGAUGUGGAUGUGGAUAUGCAUAGACCAUAUCUGUAAAUGUACAUGUCUACAUGUUGGAGCGCACGAAGACACGAGCUACAUGCACGAGACUAUUCCGAUGUGUACAGAAUCCUCACAUGAAACACAUGCUACUGCUAUGCAUACGUGUUGGGGCUAAAGCCAGACAGCCAGCUACAGGCAACAUACACUUAUCAUGGGUGGUACUUUCGCGACUCACUUGAUUCCGUAGACGCUUCGUUGUGACCGCGCCUCCCGAGCUCCUCUCGGCUGCCUUGGCAAAGUCGACCGCCCCGCUACAGCGAGACGAGAGUGAUGGUACCCGCAGAGACCGGGGUGCUGCUGCGCCGCGGUCUUCCUUUCCGCAAGGUUCCUGAUCUCGGGUUGGGGCUGCGGCUCUGCUGCCCCGUGUUGACAGUAGCGCUGUCCUACCGCCCGGGCUGCAGCAGCCGUGGCGUCGGGAAGUUGGUCUGGCGUGGAUUUUGCGAUAGCCAGCAGCUCAUCCCAGACAACACGUGGAGCCGUCUCGGGACGCCAUUGGUCUGCUAUGUGCUGCCAAAACUGAGCAACUUCCUCUGGGUCCAUGAUGAUGGUAGUGAUUGGGUUACUUCUGCUGCUUCUGUUGUGCCUAAAGGUAGAAAGGUAGGAGCGGCAAGGAGACUAUCGUCCCCGCCCACUUUUCGCUCACAAUAGCAAGGGUUUUCGGGACUACAGCUCGGAUCACAGCUCCAAGCGUCCCGCUCUAUCUGUAAUAUAGAAAGAAAUUGAUAAUUUUGCACGUUAUUUCUAUUUGACCCGAUAUUGCUUUAUUUUCCAAUUCGUACACACAGCAGUUGGUUGCAUACAGACUUUUCUUCGUUUUGUGCCCAAGUUAUCGCUGGCGCACAGGCGUGAGGGUCCACCUUGCGAUGCUUCUCGAUCGAGCCCCCCAGUUCACGCCCAGCUCGUACAGCAGUCACCGAUGAGAGCCCUGAUGUGUGUUGGUCUGCUGUUUUAUACCAAAGGUGUGCAGAAAUCAGGAGACGGUGGUUGAAAUAUGUGUGCUCCACAGCCUUGGCCUUGAUGAUGUCAGCGGUCUCUUCGCCCAGUCGAGAAAAAAAAAAACUCGGAAGAUCCAGGGAAAAUCCAGCAGUCACAUAAGGCAAAAUAUCAUUGCUGCAUUGCUGCAUGCAACCGAAUUCUUCUAAUCUCGGACCACAAAUGACGUCACAUGACCAAGUUAAAUUUCUUCUAAAACGUAGACCAAAUGACGUCACAUGACCAGGUGAAAAUACAACACCUCGAUGGCUUCCAAAUCUGCAGUUGACCCCAUGGUCGGGAAGCCCCUUUCGCACAUUCCCAGCUUGAUCCCUACCGCAAGCCUCCCAUUGUGUUCGGAGCAGCCGGCAUUCGGAUCCCUGCCGUCGUACCACAUAAAUAGCCCCUCCGAUAGGACUUGAGGCAAGGCGGGAAGGCUGUAUCGGGUUUCGUGCAAAGGUGCUCUCCCAUAUUGACCUCGCGGCUGACACACAUCGUCUUCUCUGCUGACCGCUGUGUAUCCAGGUGGGUAAUUUCUACGUGUUGUAUAUUUCGCCGUACUCCGUAACAUGUCCACACCACUGCUCCACACGGAGAGACCAACUGCCACUCGCUGCUACUGCUGACCUUCAUGACGGAUGCUCUUCAACGGGAUUACGACAUGGUUGCGACAAGAUGUCUCGGCAAACCGCUCUGAGGAACACCAGGGAAGUUGACAACAAUCGCCACAUUGGAUGUAUAUCAUUUGAACACUUUCCGUGCUCUACUGAUGCUGAUUACCAACACCAAACAUACCAGGAAACCAGCUAACACGAUACAAACUGAACGCUAUGCCCUACCUACCAUGAACCAGGUGUACCAUUCUCUUCUACUGUAAGCAUCACUGAUACGCUACCCCAAAGGGUCAAAUAAGUUUUUUUGUUUGAAAAACGAGAUAUGUACUGCUGUAGCCUUCUUUCCAUCUUCCAUGAUUUUUACAUC